Camelina sativa (false flax) is the source of this 3105-nucleotide messenger RNA. The record is from RefSeq and is a predicted model, not a curated record. Lineage: Eukaryota; Viridiplantae; Streptophyta; Magnoliopsida; Brassicales; Brassicaceae.
AUGGGCGAGCUCCGUGAUGUCACUAUCCAAUAUGUAAGCGUUACUGACCCUACGGAACAAGCUGCUAGAAAACAAAGGGUUAUCCAAGGAGAGGCCCGAAACCUAAUGGCGGAGACAGCCUCCCAAAUCAUCACAAACGGUACAAUCGCAAACAGAGAGUUUGAAGAGAGGCAACCUGAUUUGAGUCAAGACUUCCCGCGACACCCAGCUUUAACUGCUAAGCGUAGAGAGGGAACAGAAAAGAAAAAACGAGGCUGUCCUCCAAUCAACAAAGCUGCAAGCAAAGGACAAACACAACUGUUAGGUGCUAAAUCCAGCAAGAGAAACAAGGUGCUCAUUCAAAACUCACCUAAGCGAAGAACCAAUCCUGAGAACCAUACAUCCCAUGGUGGAGAGAACACUGUGAACAACGACACUGGAGGACAGGUUCGCAGACUCCGGGAGUUACAUAAACGUUUCUCCCCAGACAUAAUUUUCCUCAUGGAGACAAAGAAUGCUGAUGACUUUGUUCUCACUAAACUCAAAGGUCUAAACUACUCAGCAAUCAAACUCGUAUCACCUCAUGGCCAGGGAGGUGGGGGUCUUGCUCUCCUCUGGAAAAAUCAUAUUGAACUCAAGGUUCUCCAGGAAAGCCUAAACUUCAUUGAUACAUCCAUCAGAGCAGAAGGAAAAAGCUUCUUCGCAACCUUCAUCUGUGGUGAACCUGAUAAGGCAAAGCGGAAACUAGUGUGGGAUCAGAUAACUGAUAUAGGCAAAGUGAGAAGUGAACCAUGGCUGUUAACAGGAGGGUAUGAUUCCACAACGGUGCAGGAGGCGCUGUCUCCUUGCAUCUCUGAGGAUACAAACCAAAGCCUGAUCUCCCUGCCAUCACAAGAAGAGAUCAAGGCGGCUUGCUUCUCCAUUCAUGCUGACAAAGCCCCGGGGCCAGAUGGAUUUUCUGCCAGCUUCUUUCAAUCGAACUGGCAAACAGUGGGAACUCAGAUCAUCACUGAAGUCCAGAGUUUCUUAUCCACGGGUGUCUUAACAAACAAUAUAAACAAGACAUAUGUUCGCCUGAUCCCUAAAAUCACAAGUCCAAAGAAAAUGUCAGACUAUAGGCCCAUUGCCCUGUGCAACGUAUACUAUAAAAUCAUUUCAAAAAUCCUUACCAGAAGGCUGCAACCCAUCCUGCACAUGAUUGUGUCAGAGAACCAAUCCGCCUUUGUCCCGGGAAGAGCCAUCUCCGACAAUGUUCUCAUAACACAUGAAGUCCUCCAUUACCUACAUGCCUCCACAACAAAACAAAGAUGUUAUAUGGCAGUUAAAAUUGACAUGAGCAAGGCUUAUGACAGGAUUGAAUGGGAAUUUAUAUCUAAGGUAUUGGAACGACUAGGAUUUCACCCUACCUGGACAAACUGGAUCAUGCAAUGUGUUACCACUGUGAGCUAUUCCUAUCUCUUAAAUGAGUCAGCACAAGGACUGGUAACCCCCAAGCGCAGUAUUAGACAGGGAGACCCGCUAUCCCCCUAUCUCUUCAUCCUGUGUAGUGAAGUACUGACUGGCCUAUGCAAGAAAGCUCAGGAUGAGAAAACGCUUACAGGAAUCAAAGUUGGGAAACACAGUCCAAGGCUCAGCCACUUACUCUUCGUAGACGACACCAUGUUCUUCUGCAAAACGGACCAACAAAACUGCAACACUUUGCAACGAAUCCUUCACGAGUAUGAACGAGCAUCAGGAAAAAUGAUAAACGCAGCAAAGUCUGCGAUCACUUUCUCUGCUAAAACAACCCCUGAAACAAAAAACAGAAUCAAAUCUCAUCUGGGGAUCCAAAGAGAGGGAGGACUUGGUAAAUAUUUGGGGCUCCCUGAACUCUUUGGCAGGAAAAAGAAGGACCUGUUUACAGCAAUAGUGGAUAGAAUCCGCCAGAGAGCUUGCAGUUGGUCCUCCCGCCGUCUCACUGUCGCGGGGAAAACAACAAUGCUAAAGUCGGUACUAGCUGCAAUGCCAACAUACUCCAUGUCCUGCUUUAAGCUCUCCUGCUCCCUGUACAAGCGUAUACAGUCAGUCCUAACUCGCUUCUGGUGGGACUCGAGCAUGGAGAAAAAGAAAAUGUGUUGGGUUGCCUGGGAGAAACUUACAAGAGCAAAAGGAGAAGGAGGCCUAGGUUUUCGCGACUUACAGUGCUUCAAUGAUACACUCCUGGCCAAAGUAAGCUGGAGAAUCUUGACAAAACCCAAAUGCUUGUUAGCCAGAGUCCUCCUUGGUAAAUACUGUUACAAAACCCCUUUUCUAGAAAGCAAACCCCCGUCUUCGUCCUCCCAUGGCUGGAGAGGCAUCCUUAUUGGUAAAGAGCUCCUGAAAACACAGUUGGGAAGAGUAAUUGGUAACGGGUUUGACACCCUUAUCUGGAAAGAUCCUUGGAUCUCUCUUACCUCCCUAACGGUGCCAAUGGGACCAGCUCCUCAAGAUUCAGCAAACCUAAAGGUCCACCACCUGAUAUCUCCGGAGACACUGGACUGGGACAAAGAAAGAGUGAUGCAAACUCUCCCAGGAUAUGCAGAUCAAAUCCUGGAGAUCAAAUUAAGUACAUUGGGGGGAAAAGAUAGCUACGCUUGGCUAGCCACAACAUCCGGAACCUACUCCACAAAGUCGGGCUACUAUGAGAGCAUUGUUCAGCAACCGACGCCUACCCUGCUGCAGGAUACGUUUAAAGAUUUCAAAUGGAAAGAGCACAUAUGGAGUAUAAAAACAUCCCCGAAGAUCAAAUUUUUUCUAUGGAAAUUAAUGAGGGAAGCCUUACCUGUGGGAGAGAAUCUCAAAUCCCGACAAGUCAAUCUGACGGCCUACUGCCCUUUCUGUGCGGGUGAAGAAACCUCAACCCACCUUUUCUUCUCCUGCCCCUACGCAAAACAGGUUUGGGAACAGACCCCGGUCCAACAUCAGAUCCAAUCAGAUAUUUUCACCACAAAUGUAGAGGCGUUUGGAACUCUCCAGAAAAGUAUAUGCUUACCGCCAACCGGGAUUGGACAAGGCCCCCUUUACCCCUGGAUAUUGUGGAAAAUCUGGACUGCUCGCAACCAUCAAAUCUUUGAGAAAAGUCAUGACCCUCCAAACGUAAUAGUAUGA